CUGCCUCGCCCAAGCAUCAUUCCUCUUUAGGCACCUCAGAAGUGACACUCUGUGAGCUGCCUCUCGUCCGUUUCCCUCCUUCCACUCCACUGCCUUUUCUCUCGCUCUGCAUCCCUCCAGCUUGCUCACCAUGGCCGACAUCACCGCCGUCGGAGACGAGAACCCUUCGCCCACUCAGGACGACCUGCAGCAGGCGGCCGGUAACGGCGCCCCCGACGUCCGCGGCCCCAAACGCUCUCGCCUCAGCGCCGACGACGAUGACGACGACGAGGAUAAGCCCGGCCGCGAGCGUAGAAAGAUCGAGAUCAAGUUCAUCCAGGACAAGUCGCGUCGCCACAUCACCUUCUCCAAGCGGAAGGCUGGCAUCAUGAAGAAGGCCUACGAGCUCUCCGUCCUCACUGGCACCCAAGUCCUCCUGCUGGUCGUGUCCGAAACCGGACUCGUCUACACCUUCACCACCCCGAAACUCCAACCGUUAGUCACCAAGGCUGAGGGCAAGAAUCUCAUUCAGGCCUGUCUGAAUGCCCCCGACCCUGCGAGCGCCGAGAAUGGCGUCGACGCGGCCGACGUGCCGGCCGAGACCCCAGAGGACGUCGGCCACAGCAGCGUGGCUGCGCAGCAGUCCAGCAUCCCGCGCCCCGGUGGCAUGCAGCCGGGCUACAUGACACACGAGCAGCAGCAGCAGAUGGCCUACUACCAGAACCUGCAGCAGCAACAGCAGGCUGGCGGACAGUACCCGGGCAUGCCCGUGGGGAAUCGCAUGCCGCCUCAACAUCAACCGACGGCAUAAAAGAGUUGUGAAACGUCUACAACCCCCUCUGCGAGGUGGCUCUAGAUAGGCCAUUGCUCCAUGCUUUUCUUCCAUGAUACCCCGAUCUGAACAUGCCCAAUCCGAUCAACUGCCUGCGGCUCGACUUGUGGAUCCCAAAAGGAAAGAAAAAAAAAAGAAAAAACAGAAAAGAAGCGAAUAAAUGAUAAGCAAAUUCCAAACAAGAAAGACAAAUUGAACAAAAGCACGUUGAUUCAGAGACCGUACGAAAUCGCAAAUAGUCGGGAAACCAGGCUGGGCUUAAUCCGGGUUUUGUUUUCCGUUCAGCAUCUCCUAGACGACGGUGGAGGUGGCGGUGUUCAGGGUGUACUUGAUUUCCGUGGCGAAGUGGUUAUUCUCGAUUUCUCUCUAUUUUUUUUUUUCCUUUUCCUUUCUUAUUUCCUCUCUUUCUUUUCCCCU
Messenger RNA from Penicilliopsis zonata CBS 506.65, 1228 nucleotides. RefSeq lists its product as hypothetical. The transcript is spliced from 3 exons. Gene Ontology annotation, molecular function: RNA polymerase II cis-regulatory region sequence-specific DNA binding; DNA-binding transcription factor activity, RNA polymerase II-specific; protein dimerization activity. The record is from RefSeq and is a predicted model, not a curated record. The coding region runs from base 131 to 790 and encodes 219 amino acids. Gene Ontology annotation, biological process: positive regulation of transcription by RNA polymerase II. Lineage: Eukaryota; Fungi; Ascomycota; Eurotiomycetes; Eurotiales; Aspergillaceae.